AUGGACGACUACGACGUGGACGCCUACGAUGCCGGCGGUUACGGCCUGGAGGACGACUGCAACGCCAGAGGCAACGGCAACGACGACCUUUUUGGCGGCGGCGGCGGAACCCGGGACUUCCUGUCCAUGGGCCCGGGGUCGUCCUCCGACGGUGGGUACGGCGGCUUAUCGGCCGGCGCCUACCCCCACAGCGGAUCGAGCAGCCUACGACCGAGCCGCCUCCACUUCGACGGCCUCGACCUCAACGCGGAGCACGGGUGGUCGGAGGUGCAAGACCUUCUCCGCGGCGACGAGGUCCAAGGAAGUGACCGUCCUCGUCCCAUUCGUGUUCCUCCACAGGGCCAGAACCGAACCCUCGGCCUGCGCGGGCCACGCAGCGUCCACGGAGGAGGCCGAGCCGGGGCCAGCGGUCGCCGCAGAUCAGGCACCAGUGGAGGGACUGCACCUCCAUAUGCACAAGGCGGCGGGUCUGCACCCUUUGGCGCCGUAGACCUGCCUGCAGGGUGCCGCCCCCCUCGACAUGAAACGUCGGCAUCCGACGAAGCAACCAGAGGCGGUGGCCAUCGCCGUCGUCGUGCCGUGCAGGCCGACACCAACAGGGCUGCAUGGAGUCCAGAACAUACCCAAGCCUUUUGCCGUAUUUACUGCAGCCAAAUCGAUGACGGAAACUGCGUGAGGGGUGUGAUGAACAAGUGUGGGUGGAAAUAG
This is a messenger RNA of Panicum hallii, 708 nucleotides long. RefSeq lists its product as uncharacterized. The record is from RefSeq and is a predicted model, not a curated record. Gene Ontology annotation, biological process: carbohydrate metabolic process. Lineage: Eukaryota; Viridiplantae; Streptophyta; Magnoliopsida; Poales; Poaceae. The transcript has 2 exons. Bases 1 to 708 code for a protein of 235 amino acids. Gene Ontology annotation, molecular function: hydrolase activity, hydrolyzing O-glycosyl compounds.